Molecule: messenger RNA, 779 nt
Organism: Benincasa hispida (wax gourd)
Lineage: Eukaryota; Viridiplantae; Streptophyta; Magnoliopsida; Cucurbitales; Cucurbitaceae
Product: methionine-S-oxide reductase
Source: RefSeq, a predicted model, not a curated record
CAUUUCCCACGAUGACGACGACUUUGUAUCAUAGAACCUUCCUUCAAUCUUCGUUUCAAACAUGGGGCAUACGCUUGGCUUGAACAAUCCCACUUCUCAUUUUGAGCGCAAUCGAGUUGCAAAACCUCUCUCUCCGGGAAGCUUCUGAAUUUCUCGUCAACAAUGGCUUCCAUCUAUUCCUGUAUUGAAUGCGGAACGAAUCUGAAUCUAAAUUCCAGUCAUCUCUUCCCACCGGAUUUCUAUUUCGAGGCCGGAAACAAGGGCACCCUUUCGUUUUCCUUCAUCGACUCCACCAAGUUCAGGCUCGAGAAAGAGGACAAGCUCCGACCAUUCUUCGAGACCGUCAACUAUUGGGGAAUCCAGCGGAAACGGACCAAGCUCAAGUGCAAUUCCUGUGGGCAUCUCGUCGGUUAUCUUUACGACGAUGGGCCUCCUCUGACCGACAGUCCAGGUCAGUACCACUUUGGACCUAGCCAGGUUAUUCCCCGAGCUCCCAGGUACAGAUUCAAGAUCAAGGCUCUUCGGAUUACCUCAGAGAGUUGAAACAUUUUGAUAAUCGCACAUUAGGGUUUCAAAGUUCUAAGAUUUGAGUAUGUUUUUCAACUCUUGCAUAGUUGAUUUGGGUCUGUUUUUGCUAUGGGAUCUGUGAAUAUUGUCUACAUCGUCAAUACACACUACUGUUACUGUACAAAUAUGUUGAACUUCAAUAGAAUGCUUGUGAAAUGUUCUGUUCAUUUUAUUGCUUUUGAUGUAGAAAUAAAAAGCAGCCCUUUGAGUCC